UCUUAUUGUCUUAAGAUGAGUGAAAUUAUAGAAUUAAAAUCAUUGAACGCCAACGGUCCGGACGAAAUUAUUUCGGAAGAAUAUCAUGAAAUUAGUCAUGAAGCGCUUUUAGAAACUGAUAAAAUGUAUCCAUUGAAAGCAACACCAAUAAACGAAUAUGAUUUCUUUACAUGUAUCGAUGUCAACAGUUCGAAGGAAGUAACUAAGAAGAAAAAAACAAAGAAAACACGGAAACCCAAAACUGUUAUGGAUAUCAUUCGUAAUGAACUGGCUGCCAAGCCUUUGUUGGUAGAAAAUAAUAUAACAAUAAUUGAUCGAAACACACAACGAACUAGUUAUCUUGAAAAGAUUCCACGUUGGGAUAGAAUAUUUCCAAAAAGAGGCCUUCGGAUACUCGACACAGAAACAGGCAUACACGGACAGCACCGAACCGAGAUAAGUCCAAUAUUCCCUUUAGUUCUGGAAAACAGACUCAAUAAGCAAUUAAACGUACCAGGUGUAGAGUACAAAGAACCAAUACUGUUCCAGGACGAUGUUACUGAGUAUACUAAAAACGAACAACAAGAAAAAAAAAUUGGGAAAUUUUUGGACCUGGAUAUUCAUAACAUAAAGUUUAAACAUCACCAUGAAUUCAAUCUUGAGGAAUUGUUAUGUGUUAAGGCAACCGAACUCUAUGACACUUAUAAGACCAUCGACAAACAAUUAGCAGAGUUGUCUAAGGUGAUAUCCGUGAACAGAAAAACUAGGAACAGUCUCAAGGAACAGUUAUUAAAAUUAAGCCCUCAUAGACAAAAUGAAGUAAAGUUCGAUAAAAACGUCCUUAAGUAUACCCAUCUAAUGAUCGAUGCAAAACAUAAGUACUGUGACGUUAUGAAGAACAAAAAAAUGGUUGUUCACCAAGUAAUAUCCUUGUGGGAGGAUAUUAAAAUGGUCAGGGAAAAAUGUGGCGUCACCACAAAUAACUUGAUGAUAGACGUUAAAAGUAAAGAGUUUGAACAAAAAGAGUACGAACAACAAUGGAUUCAUCUCUUUGAAAUUGAGUAUAAUGAUACCAUUAUAAAAAUUGAAUACGAAUAUAUUAAGAAUUAUUUAAAAUAUAAAGAAUUAAAAAAUGAGAAAAACGGCGACAACGCUCCUAAACCAAAGCUUAAAAUUGAUUAUGACGACCUUAAAGCCCAAGUUGAAGAAACAGUUAACGAAAUAAUAUCUGGAGAUAAAUAUGAUUUAUGUAUAAAAUAUAAUAGCGACGUGGGAAGGUAUAAAAAUAAAUCAGAAAAAGGUUCGGCGGACAAGAACUUCAAAUUCAAAGUGUUCGUUGACGACAUCUUAGUUUGUGAGUCAGACGAAUAUCAGAAUAGAAGAAGUCGGUUCGAUAUAGAUUUUUGUUAUUCAUUGUCUAUGGAAAUUUUACCUCAUAACCAGACAAUGAGUAUAAUUCUAUUUGAAAAUACAGAAGCUGUGUCUCAUUAUAAAUUACAAUUAUCUGAUAUAAAGACAUAUAGAGAUGAUGUAGAAUUUUUAAUAAGAGAAUUCGAGUACGAUAAGGUUAUUGAACCGACAAACAAACAUGUCGGCAGCGGGUUCGAUAUAAAAACUGUAGCCGCUAAGAAUAAAGUGAGACUUAAAUCUAGCAAUUUAUUUAAGGGCAAACAAUACACUAGAUGCCAAGUGUUUAUUAAGUUAGAAUGGAAUAAUUCUAACGAUUAUGAAUGUGUAUCGAUAAAAUCGGCUAUCGAUAUGAAACAAAUGUUAUUGAGGUUGCUUAAUGGUGAGGAACCUCGUUUAGAUUUGUUAAUCGAAGCCAUAAACGAAUUAUACGGAAGUAGAGUAGAAGAUAACGAAACUGUAACGGCCGCGCUACAAAAUAUUUGUAAACCCGUCGCUAGUAAAUGGGAACUGUUUGAUGAAAAUGAUGCUGAACAUUCUAGAUUCAGACUUCUGCAACUUAGGAAUAAAGAUGGUUUCCUCAAUAUGAAUAAUAAAUGUGUACCGUUGCUUGUUAGUCAGUUUUCCACCGAGCAAAUACAUUGUUUGCGAAAUGAUAAGGACGACGACCUCGAUUACUAUAAGUUUCAAAGCGAACCAAACAGGAAUUCGAUUGAACUUCAGAGAUUUAUGGGAGUAAAACUCGUCGAGAAACUGAAUGACCGUUUGAGAUUAGUUGUUGACAAGCUGUUGUUGAAAAAAACUUAUAAAGACGUAGUGAAAGAUUAUGGAGAUUUUAAGAUAAGGGACAUUUUGUCGAAUUCUAUAAAAUUAUCUCUGGCCGACUCGUCAACGUUUAGGAAACAGCAGGUUUUAGAAGAGUGUCUACUAGAGGAACAAGAAAUAUAUGUGACAGUUAUACGAGCUUUUAAUCUAUUGGACAGAUCGAAUGAUGACGCAGAUGGUGCUGCGGAAGACGGAAGUGACGAUGUAGCCGGUUUCAGAGUCCACCCUCUCCGCCCAUUGGUCAGGGUGAGCUACCACGGCGUAUCCGCCGAGACUAACACUGCCAUCGGAUGCUAUCCCACUUGGAACAACACCCUCAAGAUAAAGACCAGAUUAGAACCGUUGUCGUCUCUACACGUCAAUGUGUACGAUCAGUGCAAAGAUAUCUUAGAGACCGACUCGGACGACAGGUCCGGACGAACUACUGUUAAUUACAGAAAAUAUAACAAAUGGCUCGGAGGGACCAAGAUACCCUUACAUACGGUGUUGGAACUAGGACAUGUUCGAGGUACCUUCAAACUGGACGUGCCGCCGCUGGUGUUAGGAUACGAGAACGUGUCCUCGAAAUCACACCCGACCGUCAUGUCAAAACUCAUUAGUCAUAUAAAGAGGGACGCGUCAUUGUUAUCUCUCCAAAUAACGACCAGCAUUUCCUAUUUCGGAGGCCUCCAGACCUACCACCGACCGCUACCCGAUGACUCAGACCAUGACUUCAUUAUCCGGCGACUGAAUGACUUCAUAACUGAAUAUAAUGACGAUUUCCCAACAAGAAACAUAUCUCUAACAUUCAUAGAUAGCUCCAAAAGAAAUAAAUGUGUCACAGAAUUCGUCCAGCCCCUCCCACUGCCGAGCUAUGAUUAUUUUCCGUUAGAUCCUAGAAAGACAGAAUCGGCCCGGUCCAAGAGUUCGGGACAUUCCAAAAGUUCUUCUUCCAAAGGCAGCAGGAAGAAGACCUUUGAAGAAGACAAAGAAGAUUUAGAUACUUGGAAAACUGAUGAAAAUUCGAUUACUAAAAAGAUAGAAGCCGCGGUGCGAUAUGUGUCACUGAUUCCGACUUAUGAAGCAAGAAACGCUCACGUGGUCACGUUAACCGGAGAGGAACUGUUGCGGGUUGUGUACGGAUCCCAGUUAGACCACACGAUAUUACUAGCGAGCUACUUCCUCCACCUCGGCGUCCGAUGCUGGAUCGUCAUCGGUUUCGGGUUGCCGCGCGGUCGGAGCAGCUACGUCCUGGUGAAACGUCACAACGACAAGCCGUCGAUGAUCAACGAAAAUAUCAGAAAUGGUGUAUUUUUUUCUAGAAAUGAACCGUUCACUUGGUGUAUAUACGAUGCGGCGGCAGGAGAGAAAUACAUCGUGAGAGAAGUAGGCUGUCCCUUGAGGACGGUCAGCUAUGUGUUUGAUUGUGACAACAUUUGGGUGAACGUCCAGAGGUCACAGGAAUGUGAAAGCAUAUCGUUCGACUUUAAUAAGUCAUCAGACUGGCAAGCUGUGUUUAGUAAACCGAUCUUUUUACCAAACACGAUUCCCGCCAAACUCUAUAGCAAACCUUAUGAUGUAGAAGAUUUACGAUCUGCUCUGGAAACAAAAAUUAAAAAUAAAAUUCAAAAGUGGAGGUCACAUGUCAAGACUAUUUGGAACAGAUAUUGGAGUAGUUUACUUCGUGAUACACUGGUGCAGUGGGAGUAUUGGUCCUUCAAUCCUACGCAGCCUCGACCGACCCUCGGACAUCGACUUAAACAACUCAUGGCUUCUUAUAAGAUCUUCGGGUUUCCUAUAAACACAUCGUAUCUGAACACGCAUCUUCUGAUGUCUCACGUCAAGUCCACUUCGCUACACGUGAAUGAUGAUCCCAGCGUGGAGUUUGGACUGGCCGUCGAAGUAUUCGCAUAUCCUAACAACAUAUUAAGCGUCUGGGUUUUUCUAGCAAGUAUCACGAGACUUUGAUGACGGAUACUGUUUAUACAGCCGGGAUAAAUGACAUUUGUUCUUGUAAUACAAUACGUCAUUCACAAGACAAUGUGACAUCGAAAUAACCGGCAAAUUGAAAUGUCAUUCAGCAUAACCGACAUUUUUUUU
Messenger RNA from Danaus plexippus (monarch butterfly), 4290 nucleotides. It is a transcript of the gene Cc2d2a, whose product is annotated as protein CC2D2B. Lineage: Eukaryota; Metazoa; Arthropoda; Insecta; Lepidoptera; Nymphalidae. The record is from RefSeq and is a predicted model, not a curated record. Gene Ontology annotation, cellular component: ciliary transition zone. The transcript has 11 exons. Gene Ontology annotation, biological process: non-motile cilium assembly; protein localization to ciliary transition zone. The coding region runs from base 16 to 4158 and encodes 1380 amino acids.